Messenger RNA from Limulus polyphemus (Atlantic horseshoe crab), 1662 nucleotides. RefSeq lists its product as uncharacterized. The coding region runs from base 385 to 1662 and encodes 425 amino acids. Gene Ontology annotation, biological process: regulation of transcription by RNA polymerase II. The transcript is spliced from 2 exons. Gene Ontology annotation, cellular component: nucleus. NCBI's taxonomy places the organism in Eukaryota, Metazoa, Arthropoda, Merostomata, Xiphosura, Limulidae. Gene Ontology annotation, molecular function: DNA-binding transcription factor activity, RNA polymerase II-specific; RNA polymerase II cis-regulatory region sequence-specific DNA binding. The record is from RefSeq and is a predicted model, not a curated record.
UAUUGGUCUUAAAGAGAAAUACCAUACGUUCAGCUUGAGGAAAUGGACAGGCACGGCUGAAAUGACCCUAUGUAACCCUUCUUCCACAUAUUCUCGUGAGAGUGUGACGAUGACAGAGAACCGAACCAAGUGACCAAGGGUACAAUAUGAUUGGUUGGCGACAACUAAUUACGUGAAUGUUUUCAAUUCAGAAGAAAAAGAUAGACCAGGGGACAAUUUGACCAACUAUAGCAUUGCGACUAUUGCGUUGGAAGUGACGGAUUCAGGAUCAUUGGUAAUAUUAAGCUGUCCUCAAAUUCUCGGGCCAUUGGAAUAAAAUAUAUUCUUGAAACGUUUUAUAACACCGUUCUUUCGCCCGUUGUAAUCAACUCUCGCGCAGUACUCAUGACAAGCACAGACCACGUCCCGCCUUACCUGCCGUUGGUGCCUUCGGAAUGUGGAUUCCCCAAAGAAUUCCUGAUUUCUAACCAACCAACAAGCAGUCUUCAGCGUGCUAUGGACCCUGAUCAGCCGUUGGAUUUUUCCACAAAGAACGUUAGAACUCGUAAUAAGUUGUCUUCUAUAUUUGAGGCUCAAGGCCGCAGUUUCAGCGACACCCCGAUUCAAACCGGACAAAACAGAACAGCUGAACAACUAAAAGGUGCCGAGUCAUUUGCUCCUUCAGCUGCCAAUCUAGAGCGUAACCACAAGAUGAACCCAUCUUCACAUUUCCAAUCCAACGAAGAACGGAAGCUUAUGGAACACUUACCAGCAAUGAAAGAUCAGUCUGCUUCUCUGAACAAUUUGUUAUCUUCUGAAAUAUCCUUAUCAGACAUAAAUACGGCUACCCCUUUGGUCUUACCCAACUCUACUGUGGAAUACAAAAAACACAAGAAAUUCUCCAGACAAUCCAGGGCUUAUCCCCCAAAUCCUCUGAGUGUGUCGUCUAUUCAGGGAUAUUACAAUUAUCCUUUCCACUCCCCACUAACUGCUGACGCUGUGGCCCAUAAACCAUUUCUUUCAGGCGCCUCCGAACAAGCCUAUCUUCAAUUCAGACAGCAGAUGUUAAAAAUAUAUAAUAUGCAGGAUUGUCAAAGGUCCAGUUCACCGCCACAGAAUACAGGACAGAGCGACAAUUUUGAAGUAAAAUCUAGCUCACAAAGUGAGUGUUCUGCUACAGUCGUAGCUUCGGAACUUUCAAAUUCCGAGGCUGUAAACACAAACACCGAUUCUUCGGAAGUUGCUAGAACUGACACAAGCACUUAUUCAAUGGUCGCGUCCUCGAUAACUACAGGAACUACGACUAUUGCUACAGCUACUGGUACGAACUCAACAUCUGACGUUAGCUUAGACGGAAGUUUGGAUAACAGUAAAACUACAGCAAUCAAUUAUACAGUUUCAAGUGAUUCUGGCGCAUCAACACCGACAGAGCCACUCGGCCAGUCCAACUUCCGAAAAAGAAGCCGGUCUUUAACAGAAGAACAGAAGGACGAUGCCUACUGGGAGAGAAGACGAAAAAACAAUGAAGCUGCGAAGAGGUCACGAAAUGCUAGAAGAGCAAAAGAAUACGAAAUUGGCAUCAGGGCCGCUUACCUAGAACAGGAAAAUUUGAAACUUAGAAUAGAAGUUGCCUCCUUAAAAAACGAGACUGUAAAACUAAGGUGUUUGCUGUAUAAUAGUUGA